Messenger RNA from Malania oleifera, 1842 nucleotides. RefSeq lists its product as uncharacterized. Lineage: Eukaryota; Viridiplantae; Streptophyta; Magnoliopsida; Santalales; Ximeniaceae. The transcript is spliced from 4 exons. The record is from RefSeq and is a predicted model, not a curated record. Bases 1 to 1842 code for a protein of 613 amino acids.
AUGGCCGAGAUUGCUAAAUGCAAAUUUCUUAAAGAAUGUGAUAAAAGCUCCUCCUCCUUUCAUGCUCUGAUGAAAAGGAAUAUUAAUAGGAACCAUAUUUCUUCAGUUACCUUGGAAAAUGGAAAUCAGACUCAAUCUAUCUCUCAAGUUGCUGAGGAAUUCCUGAGUUUCUAUAACCAGUUACUGGGUUUGGAGAGUAAUUCGAAUAUGGUUGAUGCAGACUAUGGCAAAGGGACCGAAAAGGAAAUCAAGGAGGCUGUGUUUAGUAUUGAAGAUGGAAAAUCUCCUGGUCCGGAUGGGUUCACUGCUUGCUUUUUCAAGAAAGCUUGGAACGUGGUGGGUAAGGAUUUCACGAGAGCGGUGCUGGAAUUUUUCUCUUCUGGGAGAAUUCUCAAGCAACUUAACCAUACAGUAAUUGCCUUGAUUCCAAAGUCUAAUCAUGCUUCGGGGGCGGGUGACUACAAAUCUAUCUCAUGUUGUAAUGUUAUGUAUAAGGUAAUUGCUCAGGAAAGGCCUAAGACAAGGGGAUCCCCUUUCCCCUAUCUUGUUUGUGAUUUUGUCUUGAAUAUCUCUCAAGAUUUGCUGAGUUCCCUGGAGGGAUGUCCUGAUUUCAAAUAUCAUCCAAAGUGUGAGCAAUUGAAGAUUACACACCUUGCCUUUGCAGAUGACUUGAUUCUGUUUUCUAGAGGGGACUAUAAGUCAGCCAAGGUCAUGAUGGAUUGCUUAAGGAUAUUAACUGAUGCCUCAGGGCUGGAUGCUAAUCGAUUGAAGUCAAAAUCUGUUUCAUGCUGGAGUGAAGGAUAUCUUGGAAUUCCACUUGCAGCUUCUCAGCUGAAUGCCAUGCAUUACUCUAGCUUUUUUGACAGAAUAGCCAACUUAUUCUCAGGAUGGCCAGAUCAUACACUGUCUUAUGCAGGUAAAUUGGAACUUAUAAAUUCUGUUAUUCAAGGCGUGGAGUGUUUUUUGCUGGCAAUCUUUCCUAUUCCAAACAAUGUCCUAGAGCAUGUUGUGAAACUUUGUAGGAUGUUUCUCUGGGGAGGUAGGAAGAAGCCACUUGUUGCAUGGAGGGAGGUAUGUCUCCCUAAAUCAGAAGGUGGGUUGGGAGUGUUUAAUAUUAAAGCCUGGAAUAAAGCUCUUCUCUCUCGUGCUUUAUGGAACAUUCAUGGUAAGAGGGAUACGUUAUGGGCCAAAUGGGUACGUCAUUUCUAUUUAAAGGGGUCUACUCUGUGGGGGGCUUUUUCUAAACAUGAAGAUUCCCCUCUGUUUAAGAAGAUGAUUGACAUGAAAAAUCAGAGAUUGCAAAGCUGUGGGAGUCGGUUAGAAGCAGACAGGAUGAUAAAAGAUUGGGGGCAAAAUUCUGCUUUGAGUUCUAAUUAUUGGAGGAAUAGAAAAGCUAAAGUUAUGUGGUUCAAAGAGGUUUGGAAGAGUGGAUGUACACCUAAAUAUGCCUUCACGUUGUGGUGGCUGGGUAUUAAAGGCAAGCUACUCACUUGUGAUAAGCAGCAUGGGGAGGAUAUUAAUCAGACUUGUGUACUGUGUGGCUCAGAUUUUGAGACUAUUGACCAUCUCUUCUUUAAAUGCAACUUCUCAUCUUGUGUUUGGAACCAACUUAGAGAAUGGCUGGGACUGAGGAGAGAUAUGACUACCUUGAAAGCAGCUCUAAAAUGGUUGCAUAAGGAGAAAAGGAAAUGGAAUAAAAUCGGUGGGGAAGAGAAUUUGCUUGGAAACUACAGUAUACUAUAUAUGGCACUUCAGAAACAAGAGGAGAUUCGAAGGCAAAGCUAUAUCUGCAGAGGAGCUGAUCCAAGUGGUUCGGAGACAUACAUACAGAACUGUGUUUGA